CAGUAAUAUAUAGCAGUGAGAGCAGUAGUAGAUCUUGGCCGACGUGCGCGAAUGUACUUGUACAUGUGCCAUGUUUUGUGAUUUACAUAUAAAAAUGUGCCACCAUCACUUUUUAAUGAGCUGUUUGCUGCUUGUUUGUUUCUUCUGGCCUCCCCUGCACUUCCUUUGCACCUGCUGCCAUUUCCUUUCCUUUCCUUUCCUUUUCCUUUUAAAGGCCACACUCGCUGCAGAUACAUGACCACCACCUCCUCCUCCUUCCUCGCAACUCUCUCUCUCUCUCUCUCUCUCUCUCUCUUCGCAAUUAGAUACAGACAGAUACCUCCAGGAAUUGAAGCUUGAUUCUUUGCUUAGUUCUUGCGCUUGCUAUUAGUUGGAGUAGCAAGCUCAGCUCACAGUCACGCUAGCUCCAUAUCCAUUGGUCGAUGCUGAUGGGGUUCCCGGUGGGGUACUCGGAGAUGCCGAAGCUGGUGCUGCACCUCCUAUCCCUCCUCGCCCACCUCCGUCGCCUCUCCUCCUGGCUGCUCCGCCUCACCGGCGCCGCAGACAUCGACUACUACUCAUCCGCCGUUGACGCCGACCACCUGCAGAACUACUACGACGACGGUGCUGCCGACAGCCUGGAGGAGCACUCCCCGGCGGUGCGCUUCGACGCUCUAUCCUCCGCCGGGAGGGAACCGCUUCCGGAGGGCUGCGCCGUCUGCCUCGGCGACUUCCACGGCGCCGCCGAGGUGCGCCGCGCGCGGGGCUGCCGCCACGUCUUCCACCGCGCCUGCCUCGACCGCUGGGCCGCCCACGGACAGCGCACCUGCCCGCUCUGCCGGACGCCGCUCCUGCCCCUGCCGCUGCCGGUGUCAUAGCAGAUGGACAGGGGCUUCGAAUUUGUUCGUUCCUGUCGGGGUUUUAUGUAAAAAGCUUAACAGGGGAAAAGGUUUUUAUCUUUUCCAAACGCCCCCUUGAGAAGAUGCGUUUUUGCAUAACUCUACAUUGUACAGUUUGGUAUGGUGUUAUCAAGCAUGCGUCGUGUGAUAUUAAGAAAGUCCAGGGGUGGGCUAAUAUUUGGUUUGGGUUUUGGCUCAUCAAAGGGGCCAGCCACUGUGCUCUCCAAAAGACCAAAAUACAAGUGGCAGAUAGACAAGUUUAUUUAGCUUGAAUAGAACAGGGGAAGUAAAUAAACAGAGGAAUAUACCCAUAUUAUUUGUAGAGCAUGCAAUUUGUCAAAAGAUGUUGCUCUCCUCAGUUUUCUUUUC
This is a messenger RNA of Phragmites australis (common reed), 1247 nucleotides long. RefSeq names its product brassinosteroid-responsive RING protein 1-like. The transcript has a single exon. Gene Ontology annotation, biological process: protein ubiquitination. Gene Ontology annotation, molecular function: zinc ion binding; ubiquitin protein ligase activity. The coding region runs from base 423 to 857 and encodes 144 amino acids. The record is from RefSeq and is a predicted model, not a curated record. Lineage: Eukaryota; Viridiplantae; Streptophyta; Magnoliopsida; Poales; Poaceae.